Molecule: messenger RNA, 1406 nt
Organism: Arabidopsis lyrata subsp. lyrata
Lineage: Eukaryota; Viridiplantae; Streptophyta; Magnoliopsida; Brassicales; Brassicaceae
Product: stress-induced-phosphoprotein 1-like
Exons: 9
Coding region: 109-1242 (377 amino acids)
Biological process (GO): protein stabilization; defense response to fungus
Cellular component (GO): cytoplasm; nucleus
Molecular function (GO): protein-folding chaperone binding; nucleic acid binding
Source: RefSeq, a predicted model, not a curated record
UUAAAACGUUCUAACACAAAGGGAAAAAAAAAAAGCUUCAGAGGAACAGAAUCGGUCUCGUUCUCUAUAAUCUCUCUCUCUCUGUGACUUGUGCUCUGAUAAGAAUCAAUGGCGAAGGAAUUAGCAGAGAAAGCUAAAAAAGCUUAUUUAGAAGAUGACUUCGAUGUUGCUGUUGACUUAUACUCCAAAGCCAUUGAGUUGGAUCCCAAUUGCGCCGCCUUCUUCGCCGAUCGUGCUCAGGCCAAGAUCAAAACCGAUAACUUCACUGGAGCUGUUGCAGAUGCGAACAGAGCCAUCGAGUUAGAACCAACAUUGGCAAAAGCCUACCUCAGAAUGGGCACUGCUUGUAUGAAGCUAGAAGAAUAUCGUACUGCUAAAGCAGCCCUGGAAAAGGGCGCUUCUGUUGCACCGAAUGAACCAAAAUUUAAGAAGAUGAUAGAUGAAUGCGAUCUUCGCAUUGCAGUGCCACCGAGUUUGCCUUCAAGCUCUACAACGCCACUAGCAACCGCGGAUAAGUCUAAAAAGAGAAAUCGCGGAUCUGAUAGUGAAGAUAAUGCAGAUGGAUCUAAGAAAAGGAACACACGUUUGGAACAGGAGGAAUCCAAGUGUGAAGUUUUCAACGUUUCAGAUCUUAUCAACUCUGUUAAACAGAUUGAUCCCACACCUCCUCCAAAAGAGUCUAAUAUUUAUACUCUCCCUCCCAGCGAAGAUUAUAUUGAGGCCUUUUACUCUCCAACUAACGUCGCUAUAGGCGAACUCAACCGAACGUGUUCUCUAAAUGAUGUACGUAGUUUCUUUACCGAACGUCAUAUAUAUCCCGUUGAUGUGGUGCCAAUUGGGAAGCACGGGUCUUGGAAUAUAACUUUCAAAUCUUCCGAAGAUAUGAAAGCUGCAUUAGAGUUAAAUGGGCAAUAUAUUAAAGACCCUGCAUUAUUGAACCCAAAAAAACGUGAAAGUUAUAGGGUUUUCCUGGGGAGGGUGGCGGGAAGCUUAGCUCCAUAUAUGUUUACUGGAUUUGAUGGAUUGGAUAGAACAGAAAUAGAUGGUAUUAGUGAGCUUGAGAAAAUGUUAAGGGUCCAGUUUAAAAAAUACAAGGAUGUGAAGAUAUUUAUUCCCGUAGAUGUGGAGACUCGUCAAUUCAAAGACUUCGGUUUUAUGUAUGUCAACGAAGAUGGAAAUAAUGUUAUGUUAUCGGUGAAGAAAUCAAGCAGUUUUACAUUGGAACGAAACAAAUUAGUGUGAAGUCGUUUAUUCCAACUCUUAAACUUCACUCAAUAAUGAGCUCAAUGUCUUAGUUCCUAUUAGAUAUGUAAUUUCUUAUAUGUACUCAAUUGUUUUGUCAUCAAUACUCUUUGAGAUUUAUGUUCUUUGAGGUUUCGUGUUCUGGGUCAAACCGAGUUUAAUCA